Messenger RNA from Pygocentrus nattereri (red-bellied piranha), 6464 nucleotides. RefSeq names its product calcitonin receptor (gene calcr). The transcript is spliced from 16 exons. Gene Ontology annotation, molecular function: calcitonin receptor activity; amylin receptor activity. The coding region runs from base 305 to 2095 and encodes 596 amino acids. Gene Ontology annotation, biological process: positive regulation of cytosolic calcium ion concentration; cell surface receptor signaling pathway; adenylate cyclase-activating G protein-coupled receptor signaling pathway. NCBI's taxonomy places the organism in Eukaryota, Metazoa, Chordata, Actinopteri, Characiformes, Serrasalmidae. Gene Ontology annotation, cellular component: plasma membrane; axon. The record is from RefSeq and is a predicted model, not a curated record.
ACCGGCUCGUUGAACUGAAACGACAGCGACCUUCGCGUCCACAAAAUGUCCACACAGCAGCGGUCACAAAAAAGAAAAAGCCAUUAAAUAGCGACAUUUUUGACGUCAGCAGACCGAUUUAUUUUUUGAAAACGUGUGGAGAUAAAGAGCAAAGUGAAGGUUCAGCCACACAGCAACUCAUCAGAGCUGCGGAUGAUGGAAUUCAGUUUGACUGGCUGUGCGCUGUAAGGAGCAAUAAACUGAGCAGAGAACUGAGGAAGCGAGAAGUUUUAACCCUGAAACGAUAAAGACUGCAUCUGAGAACAUGGCUUGGCAAGGCAUCCCCUGGCUUCUGAUUCCGUUUAUGUUGAGCAUAACUACUGCGGGUGCAGGAGAUCCUAAAGCUGAACCGACGACAGACUUCUCUCUUGCUCCUGCUAUGGGGGUGAUGGAGGGGGAGAGGCAGAUCAUGACUGAGUCUCAGUAUAAAUGCCUGGAGUUGUUGAGCAGAGACGGGCAGCGCAAUAAAACAGAUUCCCACUGCAGCAGGUUCUGGGACGGCUGGCUGUGUUGGGAUGAAACUCCCAUUGGGACGUACGUUUCUCAGAGCUGUCCUGACUUCCCCACUUUCGACACCUCAGAAAAAAUAACCAAAUAUUGUGAUGAGUCUGGUAAUUGGGCACACAGUGUCUCUGUUAAUAACACCUGGUCCAACUGUCUCAGACCAUCUAAGGACAAAUCAAAGAAGGGCUCAGCUCAUGGCGUCUUGGAUGCAGAGGCAGAUUCCACAGUGGAGACUCUGGUCAGUCCUGUGGUCACUCAAAAAGCAGAGGAGAGGAAGAAAAUCAUUGAUGGCCAAUAUAAAUGCUUUGAGAAAAUGAACAGGGACCUGCCAUAUAACAAAUCAGGUCCAUACUGUAACAGGACAUGGGAUGGCUGGCUUUGUUGGGAAGACACACCUGCAGGAACAUACACGUCGCAAAACUGUCCCAACUACUUCCCUGACUUUGAUCCCACAGAAAAAGCCACAAAGUAUUGUGACGAGACUGGAAACUGGUUCCGGCACCCUGAGACAAACAGGACCUGGUCCAACUACACCCUCUGCAUUGCCUACACUAAAGACAAGUUAAAGAUGGCGUACAUUCUGUACUACAUGGCCAUUGUCGGUCACGCUUUGUCCAUUGCAUCCCUCCUCAUCUCUUUGGCCAUAUUCUUUUAUUUCAGGAGUCUAAGCUGCCAAAGGAUCACCUUGCACAAGAAUCUUUUCUGCUCCUAUGUGCUCAACUCAGCCUUCACGAUUAUCAACCUCAUAUUUGUGGUCAACAACCCUAAAGUGGUGGAGAGGAACCCGGUUGGCUGCAAGGUGCUGCACUUCUUCCACAUGUACAUGCUGGGCUGUAACUAUUUCUGGAUGCUGUGUGAGGGGAUCUAUCUGCACACUCUCAUCGUGGUAGCUGUGUUUGCUGAGGAGCAGCACCUUCACUGGUAUUACCUGUUGGGCUGGGGAUUUCCACUGGUGCCUGCCUCCAUCCACGCUGUGGCAAGGAAGAAGUACUUUGAUGACAACUGCUGGAUGAGUGUGGAGACCCAUCUGCUGUACGUGGUUCAUGGCCCCAUCGUGGCAGCUUUAUUAGUGAAUCUGUUCUUUCUGCUGAACAUUGUGCGGGUUUUGGUGACUAAGCUGAGGGACACUCACCGAGCGGAAUCCAACAUGUAUAUGAAAGCAGUGCGAGCGACCCUCAUUCUCGUGCCCUUAUUAGGCAUCCAGUUUGUCAUUUUUCCCUGGAGGCCAGAGAACCGUUUAGCUGGGGAAAUAUAUGACUAUAUCAUGCACAUAUUACUGCAUUACCAGGGUUUGCUAGUCGCAACAAUAUUCUGCUUUUUCAAUGGAGAGGUUCAGGCCACUCUGAAGAGGCAGUGGAUGCAGUAUAAGGUGCAGUGGGGUCAGCGGCGUCGCGAACAUUGCUCCAUGCGUUCCACCUCAUACACCACAACCUCCAUCACAGAGGUGCCUACCUUCACGUUCCACCAUGACUGCAACAGCGAACACUUGAAUGGCAGGCAUGCAGACGACUCUGAGCUUGUGGCACUCAAGGCCAAGGAGACCUACGCCUGAGGCACCAAACAUCAAAGAUACGCUUGUGAGUGCCAUAAGACAGCAGAGAAGAGAAAGAAGGAGGAAACCGGAGAAUCCCUUACUAGGCGAUCACACAGAUAAAAGUCCUUGCAGGUUCUCCAGUUCCUGCGUGUUGGCAGCGGUAUCUCUGCUGAGACAUGUCCUGAGGUAUAUCACUGUUGUUUUUUUCUUUCCUCUACAGUUCUGCUGCUCCUGCUGCAUAGAAAAGACAGAUAGUCUGAGGCGGCAUUCCUGAAGAAUGUGACACAUUUUAGCUGCUAAACCCAGGCCCUCCUAGAUCUUUCUGGGCCCAAAGUCACAAGCAGAAAUGUUGCUUUGCCGAAACCAAAGGGUGUGUUGGUUUUGUUGGAAACAGAGAGGCACUAGAAUCGUGGACAAGAGCCUCCAGAGAAUACAGGCCACUCAGCAAGUGUCUCCGAAUGAAAAGAAGUGGUGAAUAGAAGAUCCUCUGUGCCUAAGUUCUGGAAUCCUGUACAUACACUCAUCAGGUUCACUUUAAAAGUGUCAAAGUAUGUCAUGAAGAUUUUAAUUUUUUCUGACGGUUGUCUUGCGACCCGAAAUCACUUUUUGUCUGUGUUGUUGGACUCGUGACUUUGCUGUUUGUGCAGCUGUGCUUUUUGCUAUCUGUGUCACAAGAGGAACGUGCAAUGGGAAAAUGAGACGUUUUUAGGAGUGUUUUAAAGAAAAUUUAUAUGCUUACAGUGAAAGUGCAUAAAACAUGCAUUGUGAAAACGCUGAGAUGAAAGGCAAAGUGAACAUGGUGAAUAGACCUUUGAGUUUCAUGUUUAAGAAUACAGUUUGUCUGAUCAAGGCCAACACAGUCCAAAAAGCAUCUUCAGUGUUUAAAGUGCUACAUUCUUGUCGGCAAGGUUUGACAUUUAUACGUUUUCUCAAAGAUACAGUUUUUUUUCUCUAGGAAAAAAUUUAAACAGCACUCUUUCUGUUUUCUCUCAUGGUCUCAUCCUGUAGUCUGGUCUAUUAUCCAAGGUUCUUUGGUCUUUUUUUCUAGUUGGAAUCCAACUUGUACGCUAUAGGUGACGUGCACUUUGUGGUAUGAAAAUCAUUUUGUUUCAUAGUCCCUCUUUUCAUUCUUUGAAAACAACCUCAAGCUCACUGAAUGUAAAAUGACUGAAGUUGCAUAAACAAUAUAGUUUUAAAUUCUAAAAGAAAUUCUAAAUGAACAGUAUACUUUUAAAUUAUAAAUAUGCUUUACAAAUAUGAUGAAAAUGCAGAUAAUUCUAUGCUAUACAAAGAUAUGUAAAAUAGUUUUUCUCAUAAAUGCUAUGUAAAGAUUUAUAUUUUAUAGCUUGAGGAAACAAUACAGCUAUCUAUUGAUAUACUGUCCAUACUGUGUUUUUUUCAAAAUAUUAAAAAUUUCAUCUUUGUGAUUUCAUUGGAACUGUACUUUUUUAUUUAAGCGUGAAGCUAAGAUUGUGUAUACGUGUAAUGUUUUGUAAUUGGGGAGUCUGAGGUAAAAUCUUGACAGGUCAGAUUUCAUUGGGAGUUUGUCAGUAUACUAUAUUUACCAUGUAAAUUUGUAUGGCUUAACAUGGUGUUGAUUUAUCAUGGUGUACAUACUGCCAGUCAGUCAUGAAGCUCAUCUGAGGUGCAUUUAUAAAUUAUACGCUGAAAGCUUGUUUAAGUCCAAAUUAUGGCUGUUGCUUUUAGCAUUUCUAUUGCCUGUAUGGGCCUGCUACCCUGAGGACUACAGUGCUCUUGAAGUGUCUUAUUUAUCUGUUUUUUGUUUUUUGUUUUUACUUUGAAUAAUAGUGAUUAUAGGCAUGGUACAUGUGUUUCUGUCACCCUCAUAAAUUCAUAAAGUAUACUGGAUGCUAGAGAGAGCUCUCUAACAUUAAUAAUACAUACUGUAAUUCGAUUCUAUAAAAAAAUUAAGGCCACAUGAGGGAUUUAUAAAGCAAUUCGUCCCUUUAUAUAUCAUAUACCUGUUGAUUCACGAAUAUGCUUCGUCUACAAGCGUUACUUUCAAACCAAAUUGAGGCACACCAGUGAUUACAAAAAGAAAAAGUAGGCAAAUCAGUUACAGCAUUAAUACACAACUUUAAAUUACUAUUUAUUUUUACUCUUGUGUGCGGCCCCUUCAUACUGUGUUUACAAUAGUUAUUCGGAAAUUCCAGACUGUGGCUUUAAUGCAUGAUGUAGGUAUUUAAACCCAGAUAUAUCUUGGUGUGUAUACAAUGGCCUUGAUGAUGCCAGCAUGCUGCAGCUGUAUGUGACUAACAUUCCAAGCCUGCACACAAUGCAUUAUGCCUCUAAGUCUUAGCUCUGUCCACAAGUUACUUUAGGUUUCAAAUUCAGACUGCAAAUAAAAGAUGUCCCCUUCUACUGCUGAUGCAUCUUCAUUACAGACAGGGGGACAACAGCAGGCAACAGUAUUGUAAACUCAGUAUUACAUCGGAUUUUUUUUUCUUACUUUGAUACAUUGCUAACUGCGUAUUUAUCAAAUAUCAGCCAUGCCUUGACUCACAUAUGAGCAACAAAAUUUUUAACAUUACUUCAUGUAAUAGUGUUGUCCAAUCAUGCAGACAGUAUAUGUUGGUUCAACAAAUGCAUGUUGCAUCAACAUAUAUUCUUACCCGUUUGUAACAGGAGUUUCGUCUCAUGUAGCUAGUUACUGUGCAGUGAUUUGAAAAGUGGGCAGCAGAGGCCUCUUAUUUUUGAGACUUUGAUGCUAAUUUAAAGACCUAACAUCGUGACUAAUUGCAUUGAGCUAAAUGAACGUUCAUGACUGAGAUGUGGUCUAAUCUGUCCCAUGGCCGUUAAACUAGAGAGAGCAGCUUGUGAUAUUUCUGGUAGAGAUGUCAUUUCCACUAAGCAUCUCCAUGCACAGGUGCUGAACUGACAAAUGCCCUCUGUUCUCUGCUCUUUUCUCAGCCUCUGUCACUUCUUGGAUGCUAUAUGCCAUCUGUUUACAACCAAUAUGAGUCCAUAAAAGCAGCCAUAAAAUUUAUACUGCUCUGGAUAAACAGAUACUUGUGUUUGAUGUUCAUCAUUUAAACGGUUGUUGUACUCAUGCUUUGAAUAAUUAUGCUCUUAUUCUUCAGAAUUGCCUCGGAAAGAAGAAAUACAUUUUACUUAAAAGGCUUGGAAUGUAGCCCUACUGCAUCAAGUACUUUAACAAUGUAGAGCUCCAUGACACAGAUGCACUUAAAAUCAACUGAAGGAAAGAUUGCAGAGUAUAGUAUAUAUUUGUAAACAUCAGUGAUGCUGUCACUUUAAACUGCAGAACAGUAAAAUGUCAUGAAGGCACGGUUCAUUCUCAAAGUAAUUCAAUGUUUCUUUUUGUCAAUCAAAAACCAUUACAUGUUUAUAGUGUGCUGAAAUUGGCCAAACGUAUAAACAGCAAUUGCAGGAGCAGUUGAAUCCACUAUUGAAGCAUCGUUUAUGAACUAAUUGUAUGUGUGCAGAUGCAUAUGUAUGUUUAUUUAGACCCUGUGAAGGCCUGGAGAUUUCUUGUCUUGUAAUAAGUUACGUAUGCGUAUGACUCAACCAGCAAGAUUAACUACAAAGACAAGCAAUAAUUUGAUUCUGAUCUAAAUUUAAUUCUUGCAAACUUGUAAUCAAGUAAUGUUAUUAUACUCUGCAGAAAUAUUUAGUUGUUGAUCUGCCAUGACAGAAAUUCCCUUCCCUUCAGUCUGGGCUAAUAUCUCUGCUUGUUUUUGAAAGAGAGUUUUCUGUAUAAAGUAAUACAAAAUAACAGAGAAAACCUGGUGUUGUGUCUUCAGUCCUUUAGAAACAAAAUGAAAGUAGAACAAUAAGAACAAUUACUGAUCACCUGUAGUCUUAAUAAGAAGAUGAUGAAAUGAUUAAAUGUCUGACGAUGCAAAUAUUGGAUAAUAUUAUUGAAAAUAAAAACUACUGACUGACGAUCAAUUUACAGCCAAUCCCCACAUAACUGAGCAUGACUGAAAGAAUUAGAGUGUUUCAUUGCUUUAAGCAUUAUACAGUGUUUUGAGUUACCCCAGUUUAAUGAUUUUGGCAAAGCAUGUUUUGUAUGUGGAGAGAGACGUUUUGUGUGGUCAGUGUUACACUGUGGACAUGUUUCAGGCUUUGUUUCAAAAGUAUUCAUCUUACUGCAUUUUCCCUUAUAUGUUUUAUUUGCCAUUUUCCAGAGAUGGCAGUCUGCUGUUCCUUUUUGCCAGUGGUUUGUUAAGCUAUUCCAAUCAGAAAUAUACUCAUGGAAAUGUUAUGCUGAGAUGUGUGGUUUUUAUAUUUACCUAAAUUUUGUUUUGUCCUACACUCUUAAAAAUGGAUCCUCAAGCGUUCUCCAGUGAAAACAAAUGGUUACAUAUAGAACCAUGAACACUCAAAAAAAGAACCAUUUGAAUGC